AUGAGUACUCGUCUUUUUACCUAUAUUCUAUUAGCAACAGCCUCAUCGGCCAAUGCUCGGCUCGGAGCCAGAAGUCUUCAGGAUGCCUUCCCCGGAGUCCCCGAAGGGUGUGAUGGAGAUAUCGCAUGCAUUCUUGAUCAUCUCGCCCUUCGUUCACAACCAGAUACAUCAAAUCCAACGUCUGGUCCUACAUCGGCCCCCACCAAAGAACCCAUCGAAGACUUGAGAGUUCCUGACUUUGAUGAAACUUCACUUGUGCAAGACGCUGGACUACCAGCUCUCUGGGAAGAUGCCUUCGAGGACGCAGGAUUGCCAAGUCUCCCAGAGCUCGGUGAAGACGUGGAAGCCAAAGCCAUUCCAACACUUCCCGAGAUCUCCGAAGCUGCUGGAGCUCCAGACAUCUCAGAGUUUCCCGAUACCCCAGACGAAACUGAGCUUCCCGAAAUCUCCGAAGCUGCUGGAGCUUUAGACAUAUCCGAUCGUUCAGAUAUACUAGAAGAAACUGAGCUUCCCGAAAUCUCCGAAGCCGCUGGAGCUCCAGAUAGCAUCCCAGAGUUUCCAGAUGUCGAAGAGCUUCACGAUAACCCAGAAGAAACUGAGCUUCCCGAAAUCUCCGAAGCUACCGGGCUCCCUAACAUCUCAGAUUCUCCCGAUGUCCCGGGACUUUUCGAUAUCCCAGAUGUGCCACAGCUUCCUGAUGACACCGAAUCUACGAUAAUUUCCGAAGCUGCUGC
Molecule: messenger RNA, 734 nt
Organism: Cylindrotheca closterium
Lineage: Eukaryota; Bacillariophyta; Bacillariophyceae; Bacillariales; Bacillariaceae
Source: the annotation of a GenBank genome assembly